AUGGCGCACACUUUCCCUCUUAAUAAAUGUUACCAAAGUGACAAUCUUUUUAUACUUCACAAGUAUGAUCAGCCAGGAGAUCUCACUAUUGCAGGCAUUACUUCUCAGAUCUACGCAUUUUCCAGACUUAUAACCUUUGAAAGACACCCUUCCAGUGAACACUUUGAUACAGUAGUUUAUUUCCUUGCAAGUUGGACCUAUCUGGCCACUUUACAGCUUCUCUCUGCACCAGGGAGAUUUGUUGCUAAUUACAAGUGUGAUGUCAAGAAAAAUCCAAUAGCUGUCAUUGGUGGACCAAACACUGAUGUCUCUCUCUUUAUGGCAAACAUUUUGAGCAUCUACAGGAUCCCACAGCUCGUAUAUGGCUCAGCUCCAGUGAUAAAUCAGAGAAAGUCACAGAGUUUCUUCCAUAAGAUGUUUCCUAAUCCAAAUCUACAAUAUAUGGGGAUGAUCCAUUUGUUGCUGUUUUUUGGGUGGAAAUGGAUUGGGGUGCUUUUUUUAGCAGAUGAUAAUGGAGAGAGUUUUGCACAGAAUAUCCUUCCAAUGUUUUAUGACAGUGGUAUCUGCUCUGAUUUCAAAGAACAAUUUCCAAAAGCAACUUUUUCCAGUGAUAUUGCAAAUAAUGUGGCUGAAUGGUUUGGAACAUCCAAGGUUCUCAUGAGAAGUACAGCCACAGCUGUGAUCAUACAUGGUGAAAUUCACACUAUGAUUUUUCUGCAAAUAUUGCUUCAUAUUUCAGAGUAUGAACAUGAGGCAGUGAAAACACCAAGGAAAGUCUGGAUCUUGACAGCUCAAAUGGAUUUCACAUCUCUCCCUUUUCAAAGAAGCUGGGACAUAAACUUCAUCCAUGGUUCUCUAUCUUUUGUGGUCCACUCCAAGGAGGUCUCAGGAUUCCAGAAGUUCCUUCAGAUGGAAAAGCUGAUUUCAGAAAAAGAAGAUGGGUUUAUCAAGGAGGUCUGGCAAGAAGCAUUUGAAUGUUCUUUCCAUAACUCCAUUGUGGAUGAAGAGAUGCAGAAAUCCUGCACUGGAGAGGAGAAGUUGGAGACUCUUCCUAGAUCAAUGUUUGAAAUAAACAUUUCUGCCCUCAGCUAUUGCAUCUACAAUAGUGUGCAUGCAGUGGCUCAUGCUUUAGCAUCUCUCCGUUCAUCCCAUUUGAGGGACAGAAGAGUACAGAAUAAUGGGAGAUGGAAGCCUUUGGCAUUCUCAGCAUGGCAGCUCCACGGCUACCUGAGAAGUGUCUCAUUUAACAACAGUGCUGGAGAAGAGAUUUCAUUUGACCAAAAUGGGGAACUAGAAGCUGGAUUUGACAUCAUCAAUUGGAUCACCUUCCCAAAUCAAUCCUUUGUUAGAGUCAAACUUGGAGGAAUUCAGCCACAGUUGCCUGCAGCCAAAGCAUUCACUAUUAAUGAAGAUGCCAUUGUUUGGCCCAGGGAGUUUAACCAGUCACAACCCCUCUCUCUGUGUAAUGACAAUUGUCAUCCAGGAUACAGUAAAAGUAAAAUCGAAGGGAAGCCCUUUUGCUGCUAUGAUUGUGUUGCAUGCCCAGAUGGGAAGAUUUCAAAAGGAAUUGAUUCAGAUUACUGUUUUCAAUGUUCAGAAGAUGAACAUCCAAGUAAGGGCAAGGAUGAUUGUGUUCUAAAAAGCAGAAGCUUCUUGUCUUUCGAAGAACCAUUGGGCAUCGGUCUGACUGUUUCUUCUUUAAUUUCUUCUUUCAUCACUCUUGUAGUAUUUGGGAUUUUCCUUAAGCACAGGGACACACCCAUUGUCAAAGCCAACAACCGUGAUCUUACCUAUACUCUUCUUAUCAUUAUUGCACUUUCCUUCCUUUGUGCUUUGAUUUUCAUUGGUCAUCCCAAAAGAUUGACAUGUCUUCUUCGGCAAACAACCUUUGGCAUCAUCUUUACCAUGGCAAUUUCAUGUAUAUUAGCGAAAACCAUUAUUGUGGUUCUUGCUUUCAUGGCCACCAAGCCAGGAUCCAGAAUGAGGAAGUGGGUGGGGAAAAGACUGACCAUUUCCAUUGUUCUUUUCUGUUCUCUUGGUCAAGUGAUCAUUUGUUUUGUAUGGCUAGCAACUUCUCCAUCAUUUCCAGAUGUUGACAAUCACUCUGUGGCUGGAGAAAUUAUAUUAGAAUGCAAUGAAGGGUCCACAACCAUGUUCUACAGUGUGCUGGGCUUUAUGGGGUUCUUGGCUGUUGUGAGCUUCACUGUGGCUUUCCUAGCCAGGAAGUUGCCUGAUAGUUUUAAUGAAGCCAAAUUCAUCACCUUCAGCAUGCUGGUUUUUUGCAGUGUUUGGCUCUCCUUUGUUCCAACUUACUUGAGUACCAAGGGGAAAUACAUGGUGGCUGUGGAAAUUUUCUCCAUCUUGGCCUCAAGCUUUGGAUUACUGGGAUGCAUCUUUCUUCCAAAAGUAUAUAUUAUUUUGUUGAAACCUGAGAUGAACUGCAGAAAGCACCUAAUACGAAGAAAACAAUAA
This is a messenger RNA of Python bivittatus (Burmese python), 2472 nucleotides long. Lineage: Eukaryota; Metazoa; Chordata; Lepidosauria; Squamata; Pythonidae. The record is from RefSeq and is a predicted model, not a curated record.